Pomacea canaliculata is the source of this 2031-nucleotide messenger RNA. Its product is annotated as trypsin-3-like. Gene Ontology annotation, molecular function: serine-type endopeptidase activity. Lineage: Eukaryota; Metazoa; Mollusca; Gastropoda; Architaenioglossa; Ampullariidae. The record is from RefSeq and is a predicted model, not a curated record. Gene Ontology annotation, biological process: proteolysis. The transcript is spliced from 8 exons. The coding region runs from base 140 to 1171 and encodes 343 amino acids.
GUAAUUGACGCACUCGCGUGAAGAGAGUCUCAAGUGUGACACUCCUUGCUUUCCUCGCAACAGCUGUUCACAUCGGCCUGUAACAUGCAUUUGUAUCCAUUUGGUCAUCCAACUUCAGUGGACUGUACACACCAUCAUCAUGCUGCACAGAGACAUUGUCCAACCGCUUGACUUUCUGCUGCCGUCCGCCAAAUCGUUCAGAAUGAGAGUACACAUGGCCACAGUCCUUUUGUAUGUCUGCCUUGCCUCUCUUGAUGCUAGACCACGAAGACCGUUCCAGCGAAGACACCUGCGAGCAAGACGUCACAAAGCAGCCGAGAUUGUUAACAGUCACCGAUUUGGCAGAGAUAUCCAUUGCGGAAGACGACCUCUUGAUACUUCUCCCUUGGAUGCCACGGUGAACGGAUGGGACGUAGUGGCCCUAGAACUGCGGCAGUCUCAAGAGGUGGGCUAUAUACCCACUUUCGGCUUGUUCCCCUGGACGGUUGGAAUUGCAGACAUCAGCGGACAGCACUUGUGUGGCGGUGUCAUCAUCAGCGAACGCUGGGUGAUCUCGUCUGCGAACUGCUUCGAGGAACGGAAGGAAACUGAUGUGAUGCUGAAGGUCGGCGACGACAAUCUCGAUAUCCGAGAUGAAGGAGAGCAGAUGUUCGAAGUGCAAGGCAUAUAUAUGCAUGCAGCCUACGAUCCCGAAACUUGGGAUUACGACCUGGCGCUUGUGAAAGUGAAGCCUCACGGACAGAGGGGCAUUCGGUUUGACGACUUCGUGCAGCCUGCCUGUCUGCCUUCUCCUCACACUUUCUACUCGGCCAGAACCAAGUGCUACAUCUCCGGCUGGGAAACAAAGAGAACAAAGGGAAACAAAGGCGGAAAGAGAACUCUUCUGGCUGCGCAAAUACCGAUUUUACCCAGCUGGGAGUGUGGCGCCAUCUACAAUGGGUUGAUAACCCCUCGCAUGCUGUGCGCCGGCUUGCUGACGAAAGGCAUGAACGCGUGUUCCAGCGAGAGUGGUAGUCCCUUAAUCUGUAACAUUGACGGUGUGUUCACUGUACUGGGUGUGACGUCGUGGGGAGCUUCCUGCGACCAGACCCGAGGUUCAGUCGGUGUUUACUCGAGCAUCAGAGAUUUCUUGCCGUGGAUCAUUUCAACCAUGGAGCACCACUAUAUCUGAAACAAAUUCACGCGUGUAAACAUUCGUGUAGACGUGAAACAAUAUGCACAUUUGUACAAAAUGAUGUUAGUACAUUACAUGUCAAGAAGUUCCAGUUCCUAGUUUUACACGAGGAGCUGGUAAAAAUGUAUAAACGUCAGCUGUUUUGUGUAUCAGAUAUUAGACCCAGAGUUCCAGACAUCUACAGGACUUUUUAUAGGAAUGACCUACGUAUUACAGAAAACAAUGGGGCCAACACAGCGGAGUUCACCGUAUCGUGUGCAAAGUAUGAAGGAGCUGAGCUGGCUUUAAGACCUUGUAACAACAUACCCCAUGUCUUAGUGUUUAGUAUGAUACAACCAUCUUUCAAAUGUGCCACUUGGCGUUGAACUAGAGGUCACAUGGAAAAUACCCCAGUUCCCUCCUAAGUCACUCUUUAAAAAAUCCUCAGACGCAUGGUCUUAUUACAUAGUAUUAAUCACCAAUGUCGACUUCAACGGCAAAAUUUUGCAAUUGAGAUGCAUGCCUGUGAACAUUGGAAUUAUCAUCUUUUAUCUCAAAUGGUUCAUCUCCGUUAACGUCUGACUCACUGCCGUUGCACCUCUUUAAACAACGUGGCACUGGCCAUGGGCGUGAGUGAACUCCUAGGUUGACAAUAAGCUGAAACGUAGUCAUUCUCGAUUAUUCUUUGAAGUCUACGUUGUUAAAUAAUUAAAAACAUAAAAAUAAUGUGUGUAUCUCACUAAUGACGGGGUAUUUCCUCUUAAAUUGGAGGUAAGUGUCAUGCUUAUGUAACAUGAUUUAUGAACGACAGGACAUAACCUUUUUUGUGAUCAAGCACUUAUUUAAUUUAAAAAAUAAAUUUAUUAUUCAAAGGGUUA